GUUGAUUACUACAAUGGCCAAGCACCAUCCUGAUUUGAUCAUGUGCCGGAAACAACCUGGUAUUGCCAUUGGACGGCUUUGCGAGAAAUGUGACAGUAAGUGUGUAAUCUGCGACUCUUUGGUGCGACCUUGCACGCUUGUGCGGGUAUGUGACGAAUGUAACUAUGGAUCGUUGCAGGGUGGAUGUGUCAGCUGUGGAGGACCAGGAAUAUCUGAUGCAUACUACUGCAAAGAGUGUGUUCAGCUUGAGAAGGACCGAGAUGGCUGCCCCAAAAUCAUCAACCUUGGCAAUGCCAGAACCGACUUGUUCUAUGAACGUAAUAAAUAUGGUUUUAAGAAGAGAUGA
Molecule: messenger RNA, 346 nt
Organism: Hibiscus syriacus
Lineage: Eukaryota; Viridiplantae; Streptophyta; Magnoliopsida; Malvales; Malvaceae
Product: PHD finger-like domain-containing protein 5A
Exons: 1
Coding region: 14-346 (110 amino acids)
Biological process (GO): mRNA splicing, via spliceosome
Cellular component (GO): catalytic step 2 spliceosome; precatalytic spliceosome; U2 snRNP
Source: RefSeq, a predicted model, not a curated record